Onychostoma macrolepis is the source of this 1759-nucleotide messenger RNA. Its product is annotated as DNA damage-inducible transcript 4-like protein-like. The record is from RefSeq and is a predicted model, not a curated record. Bases 170 to 778 code for a protein of 202 amino acids. Gene Ontology annotation, cellular component: cytoplasm. The transcript has 2 exons. Lineage: Eukaryota; Metazoa; Chordata; Actinopteri; Cypriniformes; Cyprinidae. Gene Ontology annotation, biological process: negative regulation of signal transduction.
GCCCAUCCCACAAACUUCAGCUGAUGCAACAUUACAGCUCAGUAUAAAGCCGGCUGCCGCCAGAAGAGCGACACAUUCAACCUCUCGCAUUCAUGGAAGGAACAAAGAAACACUCAGUGGAAGAGCUGGGCGAGCUGUCGGGGAAACUCUCGGAGGAAUUCACGUUAAAAUGGUCUAUACGCAAGCCCUUGUGUUCGGUAACGGGAUGUCCGUCAGGAGCGAGCAGGAAAACCUAGCUGAGGACCUGCGCUUUCUACAGCACUUCAGAUCAGGCAGAGACAACCUCAAACACUGCGGCAGACUCAUGAAAGCACACAGCUCAUCAAGUCUGGGAUCUGAGUGCAGUUUGGAAGAGGAAGAAGGAGAAGACGUUCGUCUUCAAUUCGACCUGGCCAAACGCAUUGAGAAGUGCCUCUAUGAGGCCAAAGGAGCCAGUCUGAGCUGUCAGGAGCUGCGUCUGCCCAAGCGCAUGACCACACGCGUGGCCGGAGACAUCCUGCGCUCAUCCACGGAUGAGCCGUGUGGGAUACGAGGCGCGCUGAUCCACAUGUUCAUGGAAAGCAAGGGCACACUACUGAAACUGGGCACCGUCAUUCCCGAUCAGAGUCUCACGCCGACUUUUGAGGUCUCUGUGGUCCUGCAGCCUGAUCUGGGUGGAUGGCCUCCGCUGAAGAUCCUGUUCGGAGGCGGGAAGGUCUUGAGCCUCAGACGGGAAUAUCGGCUGAUCAAGCGGAAGCUCUACUCGUCCGCCACUCCUACUGUACUUGAGUUUUAUUAAAAGUUUGGUAUGAAGAGUAAAGGGGAGGAGAAGACAAUGCCUGAGGUCUUAAGAGGAAGAGGACAACUUUAGGAAAAGCUCAUUUUGCACAUUAUUAUUAUUAUUAUUAUUAUUAUAACUGUUACAUCAGCAUAUUUCAGAGUUCACUGAAUGGUGUUUAAAAAUGAAGAUGAUAAUGUUCAAUGAAAGAAGGUGAUAUUGUGACACUGAAAUUUCUAACACAGCAUGAGCAGCUGUUGUUAUAAUACUGCAUUAUGUUUGCUUAAAAUAUCAUUAAUAUACAUACAAAUAGCUAUAAGAUGGAACCUGAUGCAUAUACACUAUCAUUCAAAAGUUUGGGGUCAGUAAGCUUUAGACAUUUUCUUUAAAAAUACAGUAAGAUUACAAAUAUUAAAAUAACUUUUCUGUUUCAAUAUUUAAAAAUGUAUUUAUUAAUUUGAUGGCAAAUCUGCAUUUUUGGCAGCCAUCACUUCAGUCUUCAACCUUCAGAAAUCAUUCUGCUGAUUUGGUGCUUAAGAAACAUAGCAUUAUUAUCAAUGUUGAAAACAGUUGUUGCUUGCAUACCUUUUUUUUUUUUCACCUAAAAGUAAUAAUUUCUUUCAUUAAAAAAAACAGUAAUGUAUAUUCAUGUAUGACCUGGGAUUUUACAUUGUCAUAUCUUGAGGUUUGUGACAAACACUACUGUCAGGUGACGGGGCACGUGAGACCAGAUCAUCUUUGUAUGAUUAUGACGGGUGUGUUGAGACUGCAGCAUAUUCAGUUACAAUUCUCCACUAUUGUUUACUGCUAUUCAGAGAUAUAGGAUGGUUCACAUUGUGUAUGAAUCACGCCACUGAUAUAUGUUGACGUCAUUAAUGGAUAUCGAAUGGUUUUUGUUUUUGUGACUUUGAACAGGACAAGCUGGUAUUGUCCUCCUAGUUAAGCAUUUGUACUAUUAUUUUUGUUUGAAAGCACAAGUUGAAUAAAUUAUUCUUGAAACAA